Molecule: messenger RNA, 816 nt
Organism: Mercenaria mercenaria
Lineage: Eukaryota; Metazoa; Mollusca; Bivalvia; Venerida; Veneridae
Product: tripartite motif-containing protein 29-like
Exons: 1
Coding region: 1-816 (271 amino acids)
Molecular function (GO): zinc ion binding
Source: RefSeq, a predicted model, not a curated record
AUGCCAAAAAGAAAGGUGUCAGUGACUUUAUCUGAGAACUGUGUUAACCAUCAGGGUGAAACACUAAAUUAUUACUGUGAAACUCAUGAUAUUGUUGCCUGCACCUUGUGCAUAUUUCAGGAGCAUCGAAAUUGUACCGACAUCUGCACCGUUGUUAAAAAAGCAGACAAAAUUAAAGAUUCUGCUUCAUACAAAGAGCUAUGCAUGAAAUUAACGGAGGCAGGAGAAAGGAUUGGUAAACAAAUUAAAGAGGCAAAAUUAAAAAUGAAAAUAAGCGAAAAUUCUACCGAAGAAGCAGUUUCAAGCAUCGACAAAUUUCAAAAGGAAUUAAAUGAGAAAAUUGAUUCUUUAAGGAAUCAGAUGGUAAAAGAAUCAGAAGACUUGCAGAAUGGAGUUCGUUUGAAGAUGAAUGAAGUCGAAGAAAAGGCAAAAAGAGCAAAAGGGGAACUUGAAGAUCUACAAAACGAUAUCCAAUUUCUGGAAGAAGCAAAUCUGCAUAGUCAGCUAUUUAUAGCCGCAAACAAAGCAAGCAAGCAGCACAAAGGUUUAGAAGACGCAUUAAGGCAAAUGGAAAUUGAAAAAGAAAUAAAGAAAUAUCGGUUCAUUCCAAAUCAGAUACUCAUCAAUCUGAUGCAAAAUGUGGAUUCACUUGGUGAACUAUUUGUUCAAGACAUAGACAACCCAUCUGAGCCUCCUCAAAGUUUUUACGAAAAUUAUUUGGAAUACGGUUUUCGUAAAUGGUUACCACUUUCAGAAGCCAGCAUCAUGGUUCUUGAUCAUGUUCAAAACUGCAUCUAUCUCGUAGAAAAAAAAUGA